AUGCAGCCGCCACCGAGGAAGGUCAAAGUGACCCAGGAGCUGAAGAACACCCACACGGAGCAGAUGACAAGACUGCACUUUAAGCACCAGACUGAAUGUGACCUGCUGGAGGACAUGAGGAGCUACAGUCUGAAGAAAGGACAACUGGAGAGGGACUACGCACCAGAUCUUGAAAUGAUGUUUCAUGGCACUACAGAAGUUAGCGAGUCAGUACUUAAAAAGAGACUGGCCGGAAUUGACCCUGACGACCAGAGGACAGACUAUAGGAAUGUUUAUGCUGUCUGGAGAUCUUAUUUAGAAGGCACAAUACAAGUUAGUCAGUCUAGACUAAACGUGUGCGACAACUACAAAAGCCAAGUAUCAGAGCCCGCCAAGACCCUGAGACUGUACAAGGAGCAGCAGCUCAAAAAGACCAUAGAUCAGCUGAGUGGCAUUCAAGCAGAGCUGCAGGACUCUGUGAAGGAGCUGGCCAAAGCAAAGAAAAAAUACAACGACAGUGAGCAGGUUGCCCAUGCAGUACGAGAAAAGGCUGAUAUAGAAGCCAAGUCUAAAUUGGGGCUUUUUCAGUCCAGAAUUAGUUUACAGAAAGCAAGCGUAAAGUUAAAAGCUAAAAGAAGUGACUGCAACUCCAAAGCAACACAGGCUCGAAAUGACUACUUACUAAUGCUCGCCGCUGCCAACGCUCACCAAGACCGAUACUACCACACCGACUUACUGCAGUGUAUACAGGCCUUGGAUGGCAGCAUCUAUGAGCAUGCAAAAGAUUAUCUGGUGUCACUCUGUCGGACUGAACUAGAAGCCUCCCAAGCCACACACAACACCUUUCAGUUUCUUCUCGAGAAAUCCACCAGGCUAAUACAAGAAUACAACCAGCAGUUAUUCAUGCAGGAGAACCCCGUAUUCCAUAAAGCACAAGACUUCCAGUUCCAGCCCAGUGAAUAUGACACGAGCCGGCAGCUGGAGUCCGAGACGGGGACCACGGAGGAGCACAGUCUGAACAAAGAGGCCAGGAAGUGGGCCACCAGGGUCGCCCGGGAACAUAAGAAUAUCAUACACUACAAAAAAUCUUUAGACGACUGUGAGACCCACGGACUUCCCACUACAGAGCAAGGUCGCGCCGAUUUAGAGAUAAAAAUGGAGGACACCAAAGAAUGCAUUCGCAAAUCAGAGGGCACCGUGGACUUAGACCGAGAGGACGGAGAAGAGUGCGAAGAAAACAUGGAAGUGUUUGAUGACAGCAGCUCCAGUCCAUCGGGAACACUUCGCAACUACCCACUUACCUGCAAAGUGCUCUACUCAUACAAGGCAUCGCAGCCGGAUGAACUGACCAUCGAUGAGCAGGAGAUGUUGGAGGUCAUUGAGGAUGGGGACAUGGAGGACUGGGUCAAGGCUCGCAAUAAAACAGGCAAAGUCGGCUAUGUCCCAGAGAAGUACCUCCAGUUCCCUGCCUCCAACAGUCUCCUGAGCAUGCUCCAGUCCCUCGCCACUCUCGACGCACGUUCACACACCUCAUCCAACUCAACUGAGCCGGAGCUCCACACGGGAUGCAUUAAUGGAGACACAAACAGUGAGUGGUUGGUUUGUUGA
Molecule: messenger RNA, 1587 nt
Organism: Knipowitschia caucasica
Lineage: Eukaryota; Metazoa; Chordata; Actinopteri; Gobiiformes; Gobiidae
Source: the annotation of a GenBank genome assembly